Messenger RNA from Ochlerotatus camptorhynchus, 1613 nucleotides. RefSeq names its product leucine-rich repeat-containing protein 15-like. Bases 60 to 1526 code for a protein of 488 amino acids. Gene Ontology annotation, molecular function: protein binding. The transcript has 2 exons. Lineage: Eukaryota; Metazoa; Arthropoda; Insecta; Diptera; Culicidae. The record is from RefSeq and is a predicted model, not a curated record.
GGCAUCGGGCGCGUAAUCUCCAUGCGAGUAUACAAAACAACUGCUGUAGCAAAUCGCAAAUGGCGACGUCGUUCUGGUACUUCUUUUUGAUUGGUUUGUGUAUUUUGGCAAGCAUCGUCGAUGGGCGACGCGAGAUCAAGUUCAAUUGCACACUGACGGCUAACUACUAUGAUUGUUUGUUUCGAGAUGUCAAUAUACGUAGUGAAUCGGAAGCCGAUAGCAUCUUUUUCGGAGAACAGAAUUUCAAUGACACCAGUAUUGCAUUUCGCGAUUGUUCGAUGGUAGUGCUACCGAAGAAAGUAUUCGAAACGUUUCCGGCGAUUCAGUAUCUCUCGAGUGAUGCUUGCAACAUCCAGAAACUACUAGGGGGAACUUUCGCCAAUGCCCAGCGAUUGCAGGAGCUACAUUUGUAUAACAAUAAGAUUUCAAAGUUGAAUAACUUUGUGUUCAAUGGGGCGCUGCAGUUGGAGAUUCUGUCUCUGUAUAACAACACGGUCAAAUACCUUGAAGAGCAUGCAUUCGAUGGACUCGGACAUCUGCGACAACUGUACAUGGACGAUAAUUUAAUUGAAAAGCUACCGGAGAGUUUGUUCUCCGGCCUGGAGGAGCUUCAAAUACUGGAAUUGCAGAAUAACAAAAUCAAAGAGAUCAACGACGAUCAGUUCAUCCUUUGCUCGAUGUUAAGAGAACUUAAUCUAUCUGCAAAUAUGAUCAACACAUUUAAUAUGACUCAGUUGAUUGGAUUAAACAAACUGGAAACACUCGAUAUCGGAAAGAACUACUUAGACGAAGUAUUUGUAACAAAGUACCUUCGGACACUAAAUGCCCAGGAAAAUCAAGUGAGUCGAAUCCUGAUGGACCAGGGCGACUUUUUUCAGCUAACUCAUCUGAACCUAUCGCGAAACAACAUUGCCAACAUUAAUAACAUUUUCAAGUUUCGCAAUCUGAUCGACUUGGAUGUUUCCUAUAACGAGCUCAUCACUCUGGACUUUGUCAUAUUCGCGUUCAUGAAAAACCUCAAGGACAUUAAGCUGAACAACAACCACUUGUGGAUAAUUGACAACGGAAUCCCAGCACCGGCAAAGUCCCUUCGAACGCUCAAUCUCGCUCACAACAAGUUUCUUUUUAUCGAUUUGGCCGUGUUCGAUACGUUUCCGGCACUGGAGAAUAUCUACCUCCAUGGUAACGAGCUAAUCGAUAUGCGUAUCGAAGAAGUUGAGCAAAACUUCCCCUACCUCUCGCUGGUUUCCACCGACAACAACGAUUGGGACUGUAUCAAUCUGAUGAGUAUCGUAACAACCCUGGAGCGCGCCUACGUCAAGUGGUCGACCGGUAAUCGCAACUGUACGAAACCCGAGCAGCACAAGUUUAUCUGCUGCACCUCGACGGAGCACCAUCUGCGGGAGAAAAUCGUGCGGCUCACCAAGGAAAUUUACAAAUCGCGAAAGAUGAUUAAGCAGCUCAUUAUGGAAAAUGCCGAGCUUCGUACCGAGGUCGAGAUGCAAUUUCUGCCCCCGAUUGACUAGACGUAGAUUCCGAGAAUAUUGGUAAAGUGGGUCACAAUUUGGAGAAUCGCAAAAAGAUAUUAUUAGAAUCGAUUUAAAAUAUCGUAA